Molecule: messenger RNA, 9299 nt
Organism: Rhodamnia argentea
Lineage: Eukaryota; Viridiplantae; Streptophyta; Magnoliopsida; Myrtales; Myrtaceae
Exons: 15
Coding region: 189-8810 (2873 amino acids)
Molecular function (GO): protein binding; helicase activity; ATP binding
Source: RefSeq, a predicted model, not a curated record
CAUUCUUCGUCGUUAAGAAUGCUCUCACUUCGGAGUCCAGAAAAGGGACCCGAUGAUGAGCGCACAAGCUUUCCCAGUUUUUGCGCCGCGAGUUUCUUGAAACCUUAGAGCGAUUUGUCCCUGGUGCAUUGAUCGGCAACAACAGGGGAGAAGAAAACGAGCAGAAGAUUUUUGUACGUGGGUUUGGGAUGGGUUUGGGAGCGAGCCUGAGCAGAGCGUUGGGUGUGGAGAUUGCAGACGGCGGUUUGAGCAGGAGGAGGAGAGACGAUCGCAAUGACCUGACUGAUAUCGUCUUCUCUUGGUCUCUUCACGACAUUUCGAACGAGAAUCUCUACCGUGACAAGGUGGAGACUAUACCGGAGACGUUUCAGUCGGUCCCACAUUAUCUCCGAUCUUAUGUCUACCCUUUACUGGAAGAAACACGGGCAAGUCUGUGCUCGAGUUUGGAAAAUAUUUCUUUGCUGCCUUUCACCAAGGUUACUGACUUUGUGGAAUGCAAGAGAAGUAGGAACUCAUAUGCUGUUACGGCUGGUCAGUGGAGCAAUAAAUCCAACACUCGUGGCAAGGAAACUUACAAAACUUUGCCUGGAGAUAUAUUGAUUCUGACUAAUGGUAAGCCCGCAACUGUUUCUGACUUGGAGAGGUUCGGAAGAAGAUGGGCUUUCGCGUUGGUAAGGAUGAUUGCAGGAGAUGAUGAAGAGGAUGAGGGAGGAUCUGAUGAAGAGGAUGAGGCAACGUCAUCCACAAACUUCAAAGUGGAGGCAUUGUUGGACCAUGAAGUAAAUGAUUCCUGGAAGCCAAUAUAUGCAAUUUUCCUGAUCAAUAUAGCCACUAACAGAAGGAUAUGGGAGGCGUUGCAUAUGUCUGUGAACUUGGAUAUUGUGAAAAAUAUUCUCUGCACAGAUUUGGUGGCUGAUGAAGUUUCCAAUCUCUGUAUUACAAAGGGUAAUGGUUCUGGGAGUGAGAGCCUUGACGAGAGAUUCUGCCAUGAUCUGAAUGAAUCCCAAAAAAAGGCAGUUGGGGCCUGUCUCAAUAAACUCCAAUGUAAAAACAAGCCAUCUGUCGAACUGAUAUGGGGUCCUCCUGGAACUGGGAAAACUAAAACCGUUGCUGCACUGCUAUAUACUCUCUUGAAAAGGAAACAUAGAACGAUUGUUUGUGCUCCUACAAAUGUAGCCAUCAGGGAAGUGGCAUCUCGUGUUUUAAAGCUGCUAAAGGAAUCAGAUAGUGGUAUAAGCACUGAAACGGAGAGUUUGCUCUGUUACUUUGGAGACAUGCUUAUUUUUGGGAACAAGGAGCGGCUGAAAGUUGAUUCUGACAUGGAAGAAAUAUACUUGGAACACCGUGUAGAUUGUGUUGAUAAGUACUUUUCUAGAGGCACUGGUUGGCAUCAGUGUUUAACUUCCAUGAUAGAUACUCUCGCCAACAGCGUCAGUCAAUACCACAUAUUUUUGGAAAUCGAACACACAAAAAGAAGGAAACCAGGAAGUGAUGAUGAUGAGAGCGAAUGCAGAAGCAGUGAAGAAGAUGGUAACUGUGAGCUUAAAUCAUUUCUCGAGUUUUUCAGGGACCGAUUCAAUGCAACUGUCCAGCCCCUACGGAGAUGCCUCUAUGUUUACAGUACUCAUAUAUCCAGAACUAAUUUCCAGAAUAUUACAUCGCUGCUUACCUUACUUGAUUCUUUUGAAACUUUGUUAUUUGGAGAGAAGUUGGAUUCAGAGGAGAUAGAGAUGACUCUUUCACGUGAUGAAUUUAGCCUGUUAUCAUUUGAGAAGUCCAUGUGUCCACUACGUAAUAUUUAUAGGAAGAGACAGGAAUGCCUUUCCAUGUUGCUAACUGUUCGUGAUUCUCUGAAGGAUCUAGAACUUCCGAACUUCACGAGUAAGGAAAUGAUAGCCGACUUCUGUAACCAACAUGCUUCCUUGAUUUUUUGCACUGCUUCUAGUUCAUAUAAGCUGUACUCUGUGAAAAUGGAGCCUCUCAAUUUAUUGGUGAUCGAUGAGGCAGCCCAGUUGAAAGAAUGCGAGUCAGUAAUUCCUCUGCAACUCCCCGGUGUCAAGCAUUUGAUUUUAGUUGGAGACGAGUGUCAGUUGCCUGCUAUGGUGGAAAGCGAGGUUUCUAGCAGGGCUGGUUUUGGAAGGAGUCUGUUUGAACGAUUAAGUUCACUGGGUUAUUCAAGGCAACUCCUCCAUAUGCAGUACCGAAUGAAUCCAUCAAUAAGUCUGUUUCCAACUUCAAACUUCUAUCAAAACCAAAUUUUGGAUGGGCCAAAUGUGAAAAGCAAAAGUUACAGAAAAAGUCAUUUACCGUGGCCGAUGUUUGGUCCUUACUCGUUCAUAAAUAUUCCUGAUGGACGAGAACAAAAAGGUGAUGAUGGCUGUAGCUUUAGAAAUCCUGUUGAGGUGGAAGUUAUCUCCAGGAUAUUGGGGAAUCUGUACAGAGCGUGGGAGGGGUCAGAAGAAGAUCUGACGGUAGGUGUCAUAUCUCCCUACGCAGCUCAGGUUGCUGCAGUUCAAGCUAAACUUGGAAAAAAGUAUGAAAAUAUCAAGGGCUUUAUGGUCAAGGUGAAGUCAGUGGACGGAUUCCAAGGGGGUGAAGAAGACAUUGUUAUAAUAUCCACCGUAAGAUCAAACUCGCGUGGGACUAUUGGGUUCUUUUCUGAUACUAAGAGAACCAAUGUUGCUCUUACCAGGGCCAGGUAUUGUCUGUGGAUUCUGGGAAAUGGGAAAACACUGACAAAAAGCAAAUCUGUGUGGGAAGCUUUGAUUGACGAUGCUAAGAGUCGUAAAUGUUUCUUCAAUGUUGAUGAGGACAAGGACUUGGCUAAAGCCAUUUUAGAUGUGAUGAAAGAGAAUAAUCAGCUUGAUGUUCUGCUUGACAAAAGCAGUGUACUUUUCAGAAAUGCGAGGUGGAAGGUUCUUUUCAGUGACAACUUCCUGAAGUCUUUCAGAAAGUUGACAUCACUCAGGACAAAGAUGUCAAUCAUCCUACUUUUGUCAAGACUAUCCAGUGGCUGGAGACCAAAGAGGGGGAAUGUGGAUAUAAUUUGUGAACACUCAUCUCAUAUCGUGAGACAAUUUAAGGCUGAAGGUCUCUAUGUCUUGUGCACGAUUGAUAUAGUAAAGGAACUGACAUACAUCCAAAUCCUGAAGAUAUGGGACGUAUUGCCUUUAGAGGAUGCGACAAAAUUGGUCAAACGUUUGGACAGCAUAUUCGAGACAUAUAGUGAUGAUUUUAUUAGUCGUUGCAAUGAGAAAUGCAUUGAAGGGGAUCAGGAAGUUCCGAAGACCUGGGUCCGUCCUUUUGAUUUUGUCCGAUAUCGGAGUCCUAGUGAAGAUCAAUUUGGGAGUAGUUCUGAUGCUGAUGCUUCAGAUCGUAGGUUGUAUGCAGAGAAUGCGAAAGUGAGCGAGAGUUUGCUUCUGAUGAAAUUCUACCCUUUAUCAUCAGAUGUUGUCAGACAUUUGGUCGAUGACAGCGAUGGUAAACAAUUGAGUCUUCCAUUUGAAGUAACCGAGCAAGAAGAAGAGAUAAUUCUUUUCCCCAGAAGCACUUUUAUACUUGGGCGAUCUGGAACUGGAAAAACUACAGUUCUGACAAUGAAGUUGUUUAGAAAUGAGAAACGGCAUGACGAAGUAACCAGGGGAUUUCAGGAAAUCCAAAGUGGUAUCAGCCACAGCAAAGAUGCCUCCCUGGAAAUCAGUGGCGAGGAAAUUGGUGAAGGAGCAGAGGAUUAUGUGUUGCGCCAGCUUUUUGUGACUGUCAGUGCAAAAUUAUGUUUUGCGGUGAAACAGCAUGUUUCUCAACUUAGGAGCUCCAGCAUCAGUGCAAAACAUAGAGUAGAAAGCUCUUCAGUCAAUGAGAUUGUUGAUGAUGCAGCAUUAUUCAAGGAUAUCCCGGAUUCAUUUGGAGAUCUAUCUCCGAACUCUUAUCCCCUUAUUAUCACUUUUCGUAAGCUUCUGAUGAUGCUAGAUGGAACAGUUGGGGUUUCAUUCUUCCAAAGGUUCCCCGAUCUAAGGGAGUUUUGUCAUGGCCAAUCCUACAAUUCUAGAGCAGUUGCCUUACAAAGUCUGCUAAGAGCAAAGGAGGUUACUUAUGAAAAGUUUUGUGCAGUUUAUUGGCCUCAUUUCAAUGACAGGAUAAGGAGGAGGCUUGAUCCUUCCAGAGUCUUCACUGAAAUAAUGUCCCACAUAAAGGGUGGUCUUCAGCCAGCAGAUUGUUGUGAUGGCAAACUUGACAGACUAGCUUAUGUUUCACUUUCAGAGGGUCGUGUCUCCACUCUGAGUAUUCAGAGACGAGAAGAAAUUUAUGAUGCUUUUGAGGAUUAUGAAAAGAUGAAAAUGAAAAACGGUGAAUUUGAUUUGGCUGAUCUUGUCAAUGAUCUUCAUCGCCGUAUUUUUCGUGAGCAGUUUGCUGGUAAUGUGGUGGAUUUUGUGUAUAUUGAUGAAGUGCAGGAUCUGACCAUGAGGCAAAUUUCACUGUUCAAAUAUAUCUGUAGAAACGUUGAUGAGGGCUUUGUGUUUUCUGGAGACACUGCGCAAACUAUCGCAAGGGGAAUAGACUUCAGGUUUGAAGACAUAAGGUCCGUUUUCUACAAGGAGUUCUUGAUAGAUUCAAUGGAUGGACCUAAUAUCAGAAUGGAAAAGGGAUGUCUUUCCAAAACUUUCCAUUUGAGCCAGAACUUCCGCACUCAUGCUGGUAUUCUCAAACUGGCACAGAGCGUUGUUGAUCUUCUUUACCAUUUCUUCCCUUUAUCCGUCGAUGCUUUGAGCCCUGAAACUAGCUUAAUAUGUGGGGAAGCCCCAAUUUUACUUGAAUCAGAGAAUGACGAAAGUGCCAUACUAUCAAUUUUUGGCAACAGUGAAGUUAGUGGUAAUUUCGUUGGAUUCGGAGCGGAGCAGGUUAUUUUGGUUCGAGAUGAUCAUUCUCGAAAUGAAGUUUCAAACCUUGUGAGAGGGCAAGCCCUGGUACUGACAAUAGUGGAGUGCAAGGGGUUGGAAUUUCAGGACGUCUUAUUAUACAACUUUUUUGGCACGUCGCCUCUGAAAAGUCAAUGGAGGGUCAUUUAUGGGUACAUGAAGGAGCAAGCUUUGCUUGAUAACAGCUCUGAAUGGUCUUCCCCAAGUUUCAAUGACACGCAGCACAAUAUAUUAUGCUCUGAAUUGAAGCAAUUGUAUGUCGCAAUAACUCGGACAAGGCAAAGAUUGUGGAUUUGUGAGAAUGCCCUGGAGUUCUCCAAACCAAUGUUCGACUACUGGAAAAAGAAGUGCCUCAUUCAAGUUAGGUUGGUAGAUCAGGCCCUUGCAGAAGCAAUGCAGGUCGGGAGCACGCCAGAGGAGUGGAAGGCACGAGGUUUUAAGCUGUUACGGGAGGGUAACUACCCAAUGGCAACAAUGUGCUUUGAACGAGCAAGGUAUGAGUAUGGGGAGAAAUUGGCUAAGGCCUCUGCUUUCAAAGCAGAUGCUGAUCUCAAGCAUGUUUUAAGUCCACAAGAGGCUUCUAACCUUCGAAGGCAAGCUGCUGAGAUUUAUGAAGCAAUUGGAGUGGCCGACUCUGCGGCAGAGUGUUUUUACAUGUUGAAGGAAUACGAGAAAGCAGGUAGAAUAUAUAUGGAAAAAUGUGGAGAAUCUGCUUUGGAGAAAGCUGGACAGUGUUUUUCUCUAGCUGGGCGCUAUAGUCUUGCAGCAGAGGCAUAUGCAAGGGGAAAUAUUUUCUCGAAGUGCUUGUCCAUUUGUGCAAAGGGAAAACUCUUUGAAAUGGGUCUGCAAUAUAUUGAGGGUUGGAAAAGCCUGGGAAAUGAGAGUAGCGCGAUAGUAAAGAAAAAUAAAGAAAUGGAGAUAUUGGAACAAGACUUUUUAGAGAGUUGUGCCCUUCAUUACUAUGACCUCAGAGACUACAAGGCCAUGAUGAAGUGUGUGAAGGCUUUUCAUUGCAUCGAUUCAAUGCGGAACUUACUCAUGAGGCUGGGAUGCCUCGAUGAACUUAUCAACUUGGAGGAAGACCAUGGUAACUUUUUGGAGGCGGCAAGGAUUGUGAGGAUGAAAGGUGAUCAACUUGGGAAGAGUAGACAAAACAAAGAAGCGUCAAUGAAGGAAUAUGAGAAAGCAGGUAGAAUCUAUAUGGAAAAAUGUGGAGAAUCUGCUUUGGAGAAAGCUGGAGAGUGUUUUUCUCUAGCUGGGCGCUACAGUCUUGCGGCGGAGGCAUAUGCAAGGGGAAAUAUUUUCUCGAAGUGCUUGUCCAUUUGUGCCAAAGGAGAACUCUUUGAAAUGGGUCUGCAAUACAUUGAGGAUUGGAAAAGGCUGGGAAAUGAGAAAAGCGCAAUAGUAAAGAAAAGUAAGGAAAUAGAGAAAUUGGAACAAGACUUUUUAGAGAAAUGUGCCCUUCAUUACUAUGACCUCAGAGACUACGGGGCCAUGAUGAAGUAUGUGAAGGCUUUUCAUUGCAUCAAUUCAAUGCGAAGCUUACUCAUGAAUUUGGGAUGCCUCGAUGAACUUAUCAGUUUGGAGGCAGACUACGGUAACUUUUUGGAGGCAGCAAAGCUUGUGAGGAUGAAAGGUGACAUUAUACGUGAGGUUGAUCUACUGGCGAAGAUUGGAGAAAACAAGGAAGCGUCCAUGCAUAUCCUGUGGUAUGUGUUAUUCUAUUCCCUUUGGGCUCCUGGAAGUAAAGGUUGGCCCUUGAAGCAGUUUGCACAAAAGGAGGAGCUGCUAGCAAAGGCCAAACAUCUCGCAAAGCCCGAGCCUAUUGCUUUCUGUGAAUAUGUUUCUGUAGAAUCAAGCACUUUGUUAGAUAAACAGAGCAGUUUGGCUGAAAUGAAAGAACUUUUGAGUGCAUCCAGGAGAAAUGAAAGUGUCAGAGGUGAAAUACUAUGCGCUCGAAAUAUUCUGGACUUCCAUCUCCUUUGGAAUGUCUCAGAUUUUUGUUGGGAGUAUGAUUGGGUGGAGUAUUCUGAACAACAAAUCUUGAGGAAUGAGAUUUCUGUUGACUCAAUGGUCUGCUUUUGGAAUCUUUGGAAGGAGAAGAUUGUUAGAAUUAUAAAGUGUGUAGGAUGUGCGGAGAUGCCGGGGGAAAAGGAAAGUAGGUGCUGUUGGGAGUUCUGCUUGAAUUACUUUGGUGUGCUGGAGCAACGGGACAACCUGCAAGGAACUUAUCACCUUCUAAAUGCAGAUGCUGAUUGGGUCAGAAAUAUAGAUAAAAGAUUUCUCCAACGAAAUGGACAGUUGGUUGCUUUGGAGCUUCAACAAUUAGUCUCUGCAGCUCAAAAGUAUUGGUAUUCUGAGCUUACUUCUGUUGGUAUGAAGCUCCUGCACAAACUGGACGCCCUUUACAAUUUUUCAGUGAAGAGUUCUCUGUCGAACUUCUGGCAAAGCAGAUGUCUUGCUCUCUUACAAGAGGUUGCAAAGUUCCUUCAAGAACUGAAUUAUCUGAAUGACUCCUCCAGGUUUGGUAGGGCACUGGGGAAUUUCAUUGAAACAUCCAGUAGGAGGUACUUUGGUCACAUAUUUCCUCUUGACUGGCGAACCUCAUCAACACAGGAUAUGAUAUCUCUGAGAGGAAGUGAGGCUUCUCGUCAUUUACUGAGAGAAAUGAUGAACAUGAGAAUUUCGAAGACGCAUUUUUCACAUGGGAAGAUGGGUGAGCUUGCAACUUUAAUUCUUGGGUCUGGCAUGCUCGAUGAUGAAUUGUACGGAAGAAUUGCGCAGUCUUUUCCGGGAAAUACGUCAUGGAAGGCGUUCAUGGAAUGUGUUUGUCAGGAUGUACAAUCAGACCUUCCUCAGGCCAGCGAUGAUAAUAAGCCCGUGGAGUCCUCUUUGACUUGGAACCUUUAUGGAGCUUUGGCAGAUACUUACAAGGCCAAUUGGAGGAUUGAAAGAGACUACAUUACUCCGAUUUGCUUCUUGUAUCUCUUGGAACGACUUUUGAUUCUGUUAUCCUGCUCCAAAGGGAAGUUUUAUGCAACCAAGUCUUCUCUAGUUGAAUGGCUUAUCUGCCAUGAGGGUUUAGCAAAGCCUAGCUUUACUUUCAACCCGGGAAAUUGCUUGGAGCCCAUCAUUGGGUUUGUUACUAGUACUAUUCAGCAGCUUCUUUGCAACAAAGGGGAAACCGUAGAAUGGAUCAAAAGAUCGAACCUAAACGUGACUAUUUACUACCCGCUAUUGGUCUUGAAGUUGGUUCUGUUGGUUUGUUUGCUUCACUUAAAUUUUGGCAUCGAUCCAUAUUUUCUCAUUGAUUUGCUGGGGAAGAGUUGGGUUUCUGAGCAAUUACCUCCAGAGUUUCGUCGAAUUCUUUUACGUCGCUGGAGGCUGAACUUUCGGGAAAAUUCAGUGGGUAUUAUCGCUGAAGCAUUCAAAAAAGUUGAUGAUCCCCUCGUAAUCACCAAUUCUGCUGCAGAUUGUUCAACAUGUCCGCAUGCCAUCAUUUUAGAUGUGAAGCCGAACAAACGCAAGGAAGAGAUUAUGGAAGUUUUAUUCCCCAAAGAUGGAAGCGCUGUGAGCUCUUGCAAGUCACGAGAUCUGACCGAGGUUUCCAAGGAUUCCUCUUCAUCUUGCAACAGUGCAGCACCAGCUGUGCAUUUGGAUGGUGCAAACACGUCGUCGUUGCCGGAACAAGAAACGAGCAUAGCGAAAGAGGAAGAGAAGAGCGAAGCUGUGGAAGCUCAAAAGACCAGUGAUGUGAAGACGGAUGAGCAGGAUGAGCAGGCUUCAUCGUCUUCUUUUUCCCAUACUGGUGUCAUCGGAAACAGGAACAAGAACAAAGGCAAUUGCAAGUCCAACGGCAAGCAAAAAAAGAAAGGAAGAGGCAAGAAGAAAUGAAUCCUCGCUUCGUUGUCCCAGAUCCAGUUUGGGUGAAAAUGGAUAGCGUGUAUGCCGGUGAAGAAUGAGAAAGAAAAUGCGACCUUCUCAGCACGUCUUAUUUAACUACAGAUCAUCUUGAUAGAGAAGUUUGCCCGAUUGGAGUGAAUAUACAUUAUGAUAACGAGAUUGUGAGAGCAUAUGUCCGUAUGGGAAUGCACAUAAUUGAUCUGUUUGUACCCUCACCGGACGAAGGAUGAGUCCGUCGCCAGAAAAUUCUCCUGUUUCCAGAUGGAUAACCCAACGGUGAGCCAAAUCUGGCUCUUGAUGGAGAUUAAGGAUGACAUUACCGUAAGAUUCAUGUAGUUGCUUAACUCUUACGAUGACUCACCUCCUGAACAGCUUUUGGUUGCGCUAAGUACUCAUCUCCAUGGCUACAUGAUUUCGGGCCUCAGGAUUGGUCUAGUGAUGUCAAUGUUCUAAUGUAACGUAGAAACUAUCGGAUCUUGC